Phoenix dactylifera (date palm) is the source of this 642-nucleotide messenger RNA. RefSeq names its product Vacuolar protein sorting 55 (VPS55) family protein. Gene Ontology annotation, biological process: late endosome to vacuole transport via multivesicular body sorting pathway. The record is from RefSeq and is a predicted model, not a curated record. Lineage: Eukaryota; Viridiplantae; Streptophyta; Magnoliopsida; Arecales; Arecaceae. Gene Ontology annotation, cellular component: endosome.
UCAAAAAAAGAGAAGUAGAAAGACGUUGUUCUCUUCCUUGUUUCGCUUUGCUUCCGAGUUGCGGCAAAGACAUGGCGAUGACCGUCGAAGGUUAGCUGGACUUGCUUUUAUGUUUUCUGCUAGCAUUCUGCUUCAAAUCCUGGCAUGUGCUUUAUACAACAAUUGGUGGCCUAUGUUAUCAGCUCUCAUGUAUGUGGUGGUGCCUAUGCCCUGUAUGUUCUUUGGAGGUGGUUCCACAAGUUUCUUGACCAGCAGGGAGGGUGGGGGCUGGAUUAAUGCAGCGAAAUUCUUGACGGGCGCUUCCGCUGUUGGAAGUAUUGCUAUUCCAGCAAUCCUGAGGCAUGCCAACAUGAUUGAGACGGGAGCUAUGUUCAUAGAGUUCGUCUCCUUUUUCAUUCUCAUCUGUACAGUUCUUUGUUUCCACCGAGUUAGCCUCGAUGAGGAUUGGUAGUAAGCUGCCGGAGAGGAUCAACCAAAGAAAUGAAGAGACAUGUAACACCAUGUAUUGCUUGUGUACAGUUAUUGCAUAUAUUUUCUCUCACUGGAAAAAGGUAAUGGCAUGGCGCACUUUGAUGUAUUUCACUGGGACAAAUGAACCAUUUUUUAAAGAACCGGAGCAGCCAGUUUGAGCUCUUCAUCUAA